AUGCCAGGCAACAGACUUGACCCUCAGAAAAUGGCCCUCAGGGCGGCACAAGAAAUCCGGCCCGGAGAAACCGCUGCGAUUGGCUCGGGCCUCGCUGCUGCUAUUCCAGGCGAGGUUCCAGCGGGCAGCGGGGUUUGGCUGCUUGCCGAAAGCGGAGCACUGGGCUACCGCCCUGGUGGAGCGUCCUCGGUAAUAGACGGAGUUGGCGAAACCGCCAUCGUACUGCCGGGGGGAGUGGUUGUAGGUACGGUGGAUGUGGCAGCCAUGCUCGGGGGCGGUCACGUAGAUCUCGCCUUCGUCGAAGCAGCACAGGUGAGCGCAAAUGGCGAUUUCGUACACUGGACCACGGCCGAAACCGCCAGCCUGGCCGCUCCCGGCCUUGCCGUCGACCUGGCAUCCGGGGCCAAACGUGUCGUCGCGAUGAUGACCCACGCCCACGAGGGCGGCAUAUCAAGGAUUCACGAACGUUGCACCCUGCCCGUCGACGGCGUUGGCUGCGUGUCAGUGAUCAUCACAGACAUCGCCGUUUUACUGGUCACCAUUUCAGGGUUGGAACUGGCCGAGGUGGCACCCGGCUGGUCGGCCGACGACAUUGCCUCGAUGACUGAGGCUCCUCUUUCCGUGGCUUCCGGACUUCGCGAAAUGACCUUCGACGUCCCCACGCUUCCCUGGCCCAACAAAGUCUACGCCAGCGCCGCAGAGGCGGUUCAGGACAUUCCCGACGGAGCGGUGGUCAACGUGGAUGGGUUCGGUGGCCCUGGCGGGAUGGCCCACUACCUGAUGGUGGCGUUGCGUGACCACGGCGCCAAGGGCCUCACUAUAAUCAGCAACACUGCUGGAAUUGCCCGAGUGGCCCGGUUUGGCGCACCCGAGGGCGUCACCCCCAUCGACCACACCAUUCUGGUGGAGAACGGACAGAUAGCCAAGGCCAUUGCAUCCUACCCCGUAUCACCGUCCAUUAACCGCCCCAGUGCCUUCGAACGCGCCUAUCAGGAGGGAGAGUCGACCCUCGAAGUAUCUCCACAGGGGACCCUCGCCGAACGCGUUCGUUCCGGCGGAGCAGGCGUGGCCGCCUUUUACACUCCGACCGCAUUUGGCACGCUGUUGGGCGAAGGCAAGGAGGUGCGGGAUAUCGACGGCCGCCCCUAUGUGUUGGAGCAAAGCAUCCUGGCCGACUUCUGCAUCAUCCGGGGGCACAAGGCCGAUUCCUUGGGCAACAUGGUCUACAGAGGCACCUCACGAAACUUCAACCCGGUAAUGGCAACCGCCGCCCGCGUCACGAUCGUGGAAGUGGACGAAAUCGUCGAUCCGGGCGAACUCGACCCCGAGGCGAUAGUUACCCCUGGGGUCUUCGUUGACCGGAUCGUGAAACGCCCCAAAGAAUUUUCCCCAUACCUGGACACCUAG
Geodia barretti is the source of this 1407-nucleotide messenger RNA. Lineage: Eukaryota; Metazoa; Porifera; Demospongiae; Tetractinellida; Geodiidae. The record is from the annotation of a GenBank genome assembly.